Molecule: messenger RNA, 474 nt
Organism: Cutaneotrichosporon oleaginosum
Lineage: Eukaryota; Fungi; Basidiomycota; Tremellomycetes; Trichosporonales; Trichosporonaceae
Source: RefSeq, a predicted model, not a curated record
UUUCGGCACGCUCGCCAAUCAUGCGUGGUCGGAGUAUAGUCGGGAUUAGAGAUGCCGGCCUGACGGUGCCGUGACGCCUCCCGCCCUGAGUCGCAGGAUGCCUUUAGGAUUGGGGGCUGCAGCUUUAGCUCACUGCAGUUCUCGGUCCGAGCACGGGCUCAGGACGCGGUUACCAAAGGUUACCUUUUGGCCAUCAGUCCAGGCGUGCUCGCUAUCCAUCAUGCAUCCGUCGCCGUUCUCCCUGCGGAGGGCGCUGAGAACUCGAUGUCUCCUAUGUCCUCUUCCUCACCACUUGUGCCAGACUAAAUGGAAUCCUGCUCCUGUCGCAGGCCAACUGAGAGCCCCAUUCAAAUAUGCACGCCGUUCACGCACGAUCGCGUCGCUUUGCGAUGAGUUUAGCCCACUCACAAGCAGUCCUCAUCUGACCACUCGAUAGCUGGACACUCACUACUCAAUUGCGCUCCAUGCUCGCCA